Molecule: messenger RNA, 846 nt
Organism: Aspergillus melleus
Lineage: Eukaryota; Fungi; Ascomycota; Eurotiomycetes; Eurotiales; Aspergillaceae
Product: sulfurtransferase
Exons: 2
Coding region: 1-846 (281 amino acids)
Biological process (GO): transsulfuration
Cellular component (GO): mitochondrion
Molecular function (GO): thiosulfate-cyanide sulfurtransferase activity
Source: RefSeq, a predicted model, not a curated record
AUGUUCGCAUCUUCACUUGUCAGCCCUCAAGACUUCCACGAAGCAUACUCACAAUCCCAAACCCACAAUGGCUCCCAAAGAAUCGUCCCUGUGGCUGCGGGGCGCACCGCACACAUUCCUUUUUUCAACGCCAACCACAUCCCCGGUUCAGUCACCAUCUCAAAAGAGCUAUCUAAACUCGGGCUCCGACCCAGCGACACCAUCGUGGUCUACGAUGCCGCAGAGAUAGGAACCUACAACGCGCCGCGAGUAGCGUGGAUGUUCCGCGUGUUCGUGCACAAGGACGUCUACGUGCUCAAUAACUUCAGAAUUUAUCAUCAGCUGCAGUUUCCUGUGGAAUCCGGGGAUAUUGUUUCUCUUGGUGUAUCUUCAUCUGGGGAGAUAAAAGAGGCAGAGACGUAUCCUAUUCCUGAGAUUGAUCAAAACAUGGUGAUAUCCUACGCGGAUCUUCAAGAACUUCUCGCUGCGCAGAACGAGGGUUCAUCUGACUCAGCGUAUCAAAUCCUGGACUCCCGUACGAACGCACUCUUCACUGGCUCAGAAGGAUACUCAGAUCCAAGUAUCCAGAGAGGCCAUAUACCCGGCUCUGUGAACAUCCCGUUAUCCACAGUAUUAAAUGAGGAUGGGGCGAUCAAGACGCCAUCGGAAUUGAAGGCCCUGUUUGAACAGUCUGGGGUCAGUGAGCGGCCGGUGAUAUUGAGCUGUAAUUCUGGUGUUACGGCGGCGGUAGUGGAGGUGGCAUUGACAGAGUCUGGGUAUGCCAUGCCGAAGCGGUUGUACGAUGGGAGUUGGAUGGAAUGGGGGAGGGUUUCUUCUUCAGCGUUUAUUGAACGCGGAGAGGAAUGA